Messenger RNA from Megalobrama amblycephala (Wuchang bream), 1111 nucleotides. It is a transcript of the gene dctn5, whose product is annotated as dynactin 5. NCBI's taxonomy places the organism in Eukaryota, Metazoa, Chordata, Actinopteri, Cypriniformes, Xenocyprididae. The record is from RefSeq and is a predicted model, not a curated record. The transcript is spliced from 6 exons. Bases 111 to 659 code for a protein of 182 amino acids.
GAUGUUCUGCAAUCUUGGCACUAACCGGAAGCGGAAAUAGCGAGGGAGCGGUUGACAGCUGCCGGACAUUCGAAGGGGUUUCGCCAACAAAACAAUAAAAUUGUGCAGAGAUGGAGUUGUGUGAAAUAUUAUACAACAAGGCUGAAUACAUCGAGACGGCAUCAGGCAACAAAGUCAGCAGACAGUCGGUGCUUUGCGGCAGUCAAAACAUCGUCCUCAAUGGAAAAACUAUCGUGAUGAAUGACUGUAUCAUCAGAGGAGAUCUUGCUAAUGUCAGAGUUGGGCGCCACUGUGUCAUUAAAAGUCGUAGUGUGAUCAGACCGCCGUUUAAAAAAUUCAGCAAAGGCGUGGCUUUCUUCCCCUUGCAUAUUGGGGACCAUGUGUUCAUAGAGGAGGACUGUGUUGUGAACGCUGCUCAGAUAGGGUCAUAUGUCCACAUUGGCAAGAACUGUGUGAUUGGUCGACGCUGUGUCUUGAAGGACUGUUGUAAGAUACUGGAUAACACUGUCCUUCCCCCAGAGACAGUGGUUCCUCCAUUUACAGUUUUCUCUGGCUGUCCAGGUUUAUUUUCAGGAGAGCUCCCUGAAUGUACACAGGAACUGAUGAUCGACGUUACCAAGAGUUACUACCAGAAAUUCCUCCCUCUCAGCCAGAUCUAGGACUGAACUUCAGUUUGUGUCUUGCUCACUUUUUCAUUCUGGGACCAAAGGAACCAAUGUGGACUAAUAUUCCCCAGCCCUCCCUUGCUCUAGAAAUGCCAAUAUUAAUUCUGUUCACAGAUGUGACCACUUGCAGUAAAAAUCCCUUACUGUGUUCAUGGCUAUGUUAACAUAGAAUCUAAAAUGUAUAAAUGUGUGUAUUAUACGCAAACACCACAUAUCUCCUGCUUUUCAUGUCAGUAUUUUUAGAUUUCUGUUAAUGUUUCUCAUUUCAUGUCGCUGCUGUGCACACCACAGUCUUGUUUUCCUGGCUGGGAAAAAUAUCACAACACAGUGAUUAGCUGUUAGACAGAAGGGCCUUUAUUUAUUGAACAGUACAAUUUCUGCAACACUAAACCUGUUCUGCGUGCAAAGACAGAUUACAGAUGCUAAUAAAUGCUUUUUUAAGAAAA